AGGGGGGCUUCCAAGUCCCUCUGGGGCGGAGGGGGCCAUGGUCGCCUCCCCUCCUGCCGUGGAGGAGGCUGCGCCGAGUACAAAAGGCUUCCAAGCCAGGGUCUCUUGCCACAGGCAGGACAAGGCCUGAGCCCGUAAUGGGAAGGUGGAGAGGGGAGUGAGCGAGGCUCUGGGGCGCCUCUGUUAUGUUAUUUAUAAUGCGUGUUUAUAUUAUUGAUACAUAGGCAGAUGCACAAAGGAUGGAGGGCUGCAUCUCUCUCUCUCUCUCUCACACACACACACACACACACACUACCGUAUAUACUUAAUAGCACAUGUGUAAUAUUGGAGCAAGAUCUGUUAGGUCCGCUCACUGCACACAUUUUACUGUCAUGACUCCCCUGUGUGUGUGUGGUUGUUUUUUUAUUGUUGUUGUUUUUACCUGCUGUUGAUAGCAAUUUUCAAAAAUGGUUCUUGUGCACCAUGUCCUGAGAUCAUUAUAGGGUGGGUUAUAAAUAUUUACAAACACACAUAAAUACGUAUUGAUUGGUGGCCAUCUGUCUCUGGAGACAAUGGAGGAGUGAAGGCGAAUUGUUGGAAGGCAUAAACUGAUAUGGGAGAGGCAUAUACAUACAUACAAAGCUGCUACCAGACUGGGUGGGUGGUUGGGUGGGCUUGGAAUGAUUCAGAUUAUCAAAAAGUGCCCAUACAUAGAAAACUGGCAUGUCAGAAAGAGGCUUGAAGCCUCUGGUGUCUAAAGUUCCUACAAGUAAGGGGAUGGGACUGUGUAAUUGAAGAGUGUGUAGUAAAGUGAGCUUCCACCUGCAGUGUCAAAUGGUACAAUCCAGAAACAGGUUUACCAAUUUGCAGCAGUUCAUAUGGAACUAGGCCUCCAUGAAAUGUGUAUUCAAGAAAAAGAAAUGUGUAUUCAAAACUGUUCCUGUUACCUUGGAAAGCAAUUAUCCUUUCUAUGGGUGUGUAUUCAGGAUCAAAUAAUGUGGAUGAGUAUCUUUGUUGUUGUUGUUGUUGUUGUUUAGUCGUUUAGUCAUGUCCGACUCUUCAUGACCCCAUGGACCAUAGCACGCCAGGCACUCCUGUCUUCCACUGCCUCCUGCAGUUUGCUCAGACUCAUGUUGGUAGCUUCGAGAACACUCUCCAACCAUCUCGUCCCCUUCUUGUGCCCUCCAUCUUUCCCAACAUCAGGGUCUUUUCCAGGGAGUCUUCUCUUCUCAUGAGGUGGCCAAAGUAUUGGAGCCUCAACUUCAGGAUCUGUCCUUCCAGUGAACACUCAGGGCUGAUUUCCUUCAGAAUGGAUAGGUUUGGUCUUCUUGCAGUCCAUGGGACUCUCGAGAGUCUCUUCCAGCACCAUAAUUCAAAAGCAUCAAUCCUUCGGUGAUCAGCCUUCUUUAUGGUCCAGCUCUCACUUCCAUGCAUUACUACUGGGAAAACCAUAGCUUUAACUAUACGGACCUUUGUCGGCAAGGUGAUGUCUCUGCUUUUUAAGGUGCUGUCUAGGUUUUUCAUUGCUUUUCUCCCAAGAAGCAGGCGUCUUUUAAUUUCGUGACUGCUGUCACCAUCUGCAGUGAUCAUGGAACCCAAGAAAGUAAAAUGCUUCUUUACGAACUUGUAAAGAGUGGCGAAAUGAUGGUUUUUCCCUGCCCUCUUUCAGUUACACUUAAGGUGGAAACUAACUUGCCUUAAUGAGGGUAGAGCUGAGGAUGCUAGUUGUUCCUCCUUUUUUAUAGUACAACAGCAAUGGUCCAAUUCAGAUUCUCUUAAAAUAAACGGCAUAUGGGGCAUGUCUAUGAACUCAACUGCGGAUAGGAACUAGUACAGUAUCUGACCCAUGACAGCAAGUUUUCCCAGCAGCAGUUUGCAUGAGCAUAUUGGUACCUUUUUUAUUAUUAUUCGCAGAAUAGGAAGUCUCAUGGGAAGCUGUGUUAUUCUGAGUCAGACCACUGAUCCAUCUGAUGGUCUGUUUUGGCCUGCAGCAGCUCUCUUUGCUUGGGACUUCCCCAACCAAAUCUGGAGGUGCUGGGGACUGAGCCCUGUGGCUUUCAGCAUGCAAGGCAAAUGCAGUACCUCUGCUCUACAGUCUUUUCUUCAUUGAAUUGUUGUCAAGAAGUGGUGCCUUUCAGUGUGUGUUGUAACUUCUUUUACUCUGCUUGUAGGGUUUUCCAGUGCUUGAACCAGACAUUAUACUGCCCUUCAACCAGCAUUUUAUCCUUUUCCAUUCCAUCAAAUGAUGACUGGAGUUCCAAACAUGGAGAUGAUGAAUGAAGAGGAAGCUCUUCAGGGGCCUUUGGAAUCAGACUUUGUUCCAGAACCUGUUCAAGCAACUGUUAAAGGAAGAAAGAGAAAAAACAAAACUUCUGAACCCAAGAAACCUGCUGCUAAAGUUGCCAAAUCAAAAGGCAAACAAGAAAAAAUCACAGAUACUUUUAAAGUCAAAAGGAAAGUAGAUCGUUUUAAUGGCGUAUCUGAAGCUGAAUUGUUAACCAAAACUCUUCCUGAUAUACUGACCUUCAAUUUGGAUAUUGUAAUUAUUGGUAUAAAUCCAGGUUUAAUGGCAGCCUACAAAGGCCAUCAUUACCCGGGACCUGGAAAUCACUUCUGGAAGUGUCUCUUUUUGUCUGGGUUAAGUGAAGAACAGUUGAAUCAUAUGGAUGACCACACUUUGCCACAUAAAUAUGGUAUUGGGUUUACAAACAUGGUGGAAAGGACAACACCAGGGAGCAAGGACCUUUCCAGCAAAGAGUUUCGGGAAGGAGGACGGAUUCUGGUGCAAAAAUUGCAGAAGUAUCAACCUAAAAUAGCAGUUUUUAAUGGAAAAUGCAUUUAUGACAUUUUCAGCAAAGAGGUUUUUGGAGUAAAGGUUAAAAAGUUGGAAUUUGGACUCCAGCCACAUAAGGUUCCAGACACAGAAACACUUUGCUAUGUUAUGCCCUCAUCCAGUGCAAGAUGUGCUCAGUUUCCUCGUGCACAAGAUAAAGUUCAUUAUUACAUCAAGCUGAAAGACCUAAGGGAUCAGCUGAAGGGUGUCGCGUCAAAUACAGAGGUCCAGGAAGUGCAAUACACAUUUGACUUGCAGCUAGCACAAGAGGAUGCUAAGAAAAUGGCUGUCAAAGAAGAAAAAUAUGAUCCGGGUUAUGAAGCAGCUUACGGGGGUGCUUGUGGUGAGAAAACAGCCAAGGAUGGUGAACCAUGUACCUUCCCUUCAAAUGGAACAGCAACCAGUGCAGAGUACAGCAGUGGAUCUUCCUUUGGAGAUGUCCCCAAUGGACAGUGGAUGACACAAUCGUUCACAGAUCAGAUUCCAGAUUUCAGGAAUUCUAGACCACAAGAGGAAGAAGGAAGCAAUGCUUAAAGGCUGCCUUUUAAGCCAAGCGUAACUUCUGCUGGAGUUUUUUAAAAUGCACAUGUCAAGAAUGGUACCUCAGUUCUCCAACUGAAGCAUUUUUAAAUAGCAUUUUACCUCUUAGUUCUCUCUUAUGAUAACCAUUUGUGUUUGUAGAUUUAGAACUAUGAAUCAGGUCACUUAAAAGAAAAUGUUUUUUAAGAGAUGAGGCUUCCCUGUUUCUCUCUCUCUUUCUUAUUUUGUAUGAGACUUUUGUAUUUAAAUUGUUCCAUAGUUGCAGUUUUAGAAAACUGACUUCUCAUUGGUGAAAACCUUUUUUCUUUUUUCUAUUUUGGUUUUGUUUUAAAUCUGUAUUUUGUAAUGUAGUUUGUGAACGUACAUUUUUAACUUUUCCUUUCAUGUGUUGGGAUAUUUCAUAUGUGUGUUAGUCCAUCUAAGGAGACUGCUUGCUGAUGUCACUAAGAGCAAGUGGAUUCCCCUUAGUGUAAGGGCACUGCUUCAGAUUCAGAUUUUGAGGGUAAUCUUGGCCCAUAAGGGAUUCUAAAAUCCAACAUUUUAACAGCCUUUCACAGUGAUCUCUGAAAAGCAACUGAAAGUUGUGGCACUUCUUUCAGUUGGGGAUUUAGAGCUGGGGAACCAGUGGUCAUCCAGAUGUUUUUGGAAUCCAAAUCCCAUCAGCCCCAGAUUGCAUGGCCAAUAGCCCAGGAUGACUGGAGUUGUAGCCCAACAAUAUAUUGAACGGCACAUGAUCCCCAACCCUGAUUUAGUGUUUCAAGAUAACUUUUGGCCAGAAUAGAGAACCACCUUAAGAAGGAUAUAUGUAUGCUCUGUACAGUGGUACCUUGGUUCUCGGACUUAAUCCGUUCCGGGAGUGAGUUCGACUCCCGAAACUAUUCAAAAACCAAGGUGCGGCUUCUGAUUGGCUGCAGGAGCUUCCUGCACUCAAGCGGAAGCCACGUCAGACAUUUGGCUUCCGAAAAAUGUUUGCAAACCGGAACACUAACCUCCGGGUUUGCGGCAUUCGAGAGCCGAUUUGUUCGACAACUAAGCCGUUCGAGAACCAAGGUACCACUAUAUAGGCUUUUAAAAUUCAUACAUGCCACAGGAGGAGGAAAACAUUGGAAAGGAACUGGGGGCAAGAGAGGGUUGAUCUGAAGAAGCUUCAUCAGAAUUCAGCAUUUUUUAUUUUUAGGAUACAUCACAUUCCACAUCUUGCUGGCCAAAACGAUGGUGGUAGUGUGACAUUCAGGCAGCUACAAGCCUACCCUAG
Molecule: messenger RNA, 4607 nt
Organism: Zootoca vivipara (common lizard)
Lineage: Eukaryota; Metazoa; Chordata; Lepidosauria; Squamata; Lacertidae
Source: RefSeq, a predicted model, not a curated record